Molecule: messenger RNA, 1470 nt
Organism: Thermothielavioides terrestris NRRL 8126
Lineage: Eukaryota; Fungi; Ascomycota; Sordariomycetes; Sordariales; Chaetomiaceae
Exons: 1
Coding region: 63-1256 (397 amino acids)
Biological process (GO): regulation of cell cycle
Cellular component (GO): nucleus
Source: RefSeq, a predicted model, not a curated record
UAAAACUCCAUCCUUCAACCUCCUGCCACACAGCAACUAAAGAGCGCUCUGAAUCCGUCAUCAUGUCUUCUUCCUCCGGAGAUGCGCUUGAAACACUGAGCGUCUUGAUCACAAAUGCACUUACGCUCGUCGGCCAACUCGAGGAAGCUGUGUCCAGGUUCUCGACCGUUGACCAGACGAGCCCUUCGAGCCAGGCGCCGCCAUUACCACUUCAAACUGCUGCAGGCGAUGGCCCUCUCGAUGCGCUCUCGCUCGCACACGACUCGGCAGCUCUGAUCAAGGCACAUGCGACCAAAAUUUCCCUCCUUAUCAUUACCGAGCCAUUCACCCCGACGGCCAUUACGAAGGUGCUCCGAGAGCUUGUCGCCAGCCCUGUGCCCAGCCUGGCUGCCGCAGUCGAGGCGUGUACGCCGGAACGGUACACGCGAUGGCUCAGGCAAGAUUUGGCUUGGCGCGCCGGGCGCGUGCUGAAGGAGCUGAAGGAACUGCUCCUGCGAGUUCCCAGGGACGGCAAAGUCCUCUCGGACGCCGAGAAGAAUGCGCCGGCAGGGGCGGGGGGCGGCAGAGGCAGCAUUGUCACCACUGGCGUCUUGUGGUCAGCUUGCGAUGACGUUAUGGUGUUUGCCAGGCGGGGAUUUGCUGGAAAUUUGGCGCACAAGAUUAACCAACUCAAUGAUACACUGAAGGACGUCUUGGAGGAGUUGAAGGAAUGGGGCGAAACGGAAGAUGAUGACCUCGACGGCGAUGAGGGCAGUGACGACAGUGGUGAGGACGGCGCUGGUAUCGCUCCGGCUACUUCAAAUUCUGAGACCAGCGUGACGCCGGCGACGCGAGACACCCAAGCUCUCUUGGACGACCUAAUGAACUCCCAACGAUUCAUCCCUCGCGACGACCCCGACAAGAUCCGAGAGAGACUGGAGUCGUGCCUCAGGAGGCUUCGCCUAACCUCCCUGCUCUACCAAGCCACUGUGAAGCGCAGGAUCAAGCCCUUGCCGGACCUGCCCCCGGCUUCGCAAUCGGACGUGUCCGCCCGGUUGGACGAAGUCGUCGUCAUUCUCAAGAGGUUACCGGAGCGGUUUGGCAGUCUCGCUAUGGCAUUCUACGACCUCGAUCCAGUCGAAAUUGACCGCUUGAUGGACGAGUGUUUUUUUGACGCCUUCGCUGCCUCCGAGCUCCUGGCCAAACCCUGGGAGGGACAGAAGGACGAGUUCACCGACUGGGCCCUGAAAUUUCAGGUGGAGAUCAAAAAAGUUUGAAGUGGGAUUUUUGCUGCUCGAUGCUGACCUCGGUUUUCCUCCAUCACCCGCCCGUUUCGAUGGCUGUUCAGGGCCACGCAGGAGUCCACCGCCAUUUCGGCUCCCAAGACCUGACAGCUCACGCCACGUCCACUUUGUGGAAAGGAUCAUCGGGUUCCUUCACUCUGAGGCACUGCGCUUCGGCUCCGACAUCUGGAGUUGCUUGCCUGCCGGA